AUGCCGAAACCUCCCAGCGGCUGGGUCCCGGAGCAAGUGGUGGCGUACAACUUGAGGUGGGACAAGCUACGAGAAUGGCUGAUGAAGCGAUUCGAAAACGACAUCGACAUCAGCGCGAGAGGUGGUGGCUUUAGCGAGAAAAAGCAUUUGAAAGGCGAUCGCUAUUAUUUCCAUACGCCUCAGCACCUUACAAGGGAAGAUAUGGAUGCCAUCGAUGGCCUCCGAGAGAGGAACCCAAACGACGUGAUGAGACAGGAGCAACGCCUGAGAUAUUCUCCUGACCCGGAGGAACAGACAACUGAUAAUCACGAAUGGGAAUCAGACUAA
This is a messenger RNA of Colletotrichum paranaense, 327 nucleotides long. RefSeq lists its product as uncharacterized. Lineage: Eukaryota; Fungi; Ascomycota; Sordariomycetes; Glomerellales; Glomerellaceae. The coding region runs from base 1 to 327 and encodes 108 amino acids. The transcript has 3 exons. The record is from RefSeq and is a predicted model, not a curated record.